Molecule: messenger RNA, 2542 nt
Organism: Orbicella faveolata
Lineage: Eukaryota; Metazoa; Cnidaria; Anthozoa; Scleractinia; Merulinidae
Molecular function (GO): protein binding
Source: RefSeq, a predicted model, not a curated record
UGUGUACGUGUAGCUGGCAGACUUGGAGAAGGACUGUCGAGAAAGAGAGAAACAAGGCAGGGUAGAAGACGUGGAAUGUAGAGGCGGCGGCACAAAACAGAGAGUGUUGGGCAGAAAAUGUGACGGCCUUAUGCGUCUACUGGCGCCUCGAGAACUGAUGAUGACGUGUAGCUGGCGAGAUUUCGAGCGCAAGAGGCAAUAAAAUGGCGGUUCCACUGCCAAAAGUCACUCGCUCGCGAAUCCUGCCAGCUUUGUCAGCCGGCACAUAAGAAAAUGUGGCAUCAUCAACUAUCACCUAUCAUAGAAAUUAGCAUUUGUAUGAAUCUUCAUUGAGAGGCUGUCGCAAAUGACGCAGCCUUGAUCCCAGUUUCUCUCUACGUUUCCUUCAGAGAGGGCCUGGGAUAUUUUUUGGCAAAAGUCCGCUGUCCUACUGCUGUCCUCCCUGGGGAAAUGAGUGGUUCCAAAGCAACUUCCGGUCACUUCCGGGUUAUGGCGGUGUAUUUGAGUUUCCUUAUCGUCAUCCAGUCUCUAAUUUCGCUGUUGUACGUGACAGGGACUGAGCAAGCCAUCCUUUCAGUGAGAACUCCGGUGGCAUAUGUCGUAGCUGGAAAAUCAUUUUCCUUGGAUUGCAAUGUUAAUGGAACUUUACUCUUGGCCAGUCGAGUUUCUUGGAAACACGAAGGGAAGUGGCUCCACAAUCAGGCACAACAGUCAGGGACAAAGGUGCAGCUGGUUCUCAACAAAAUUAGACUUCAAGACGAUGGCAUUUAUCAGUGCAGUGUUUACAAUUUCUCUGGUCUUAGUCCAAACGACGAUAUUCCAAACGACGUAAAUGUGACCAUGGUAGUUGUAGAUGCUGUCAGUAAACCAGUGUGCAUAUCAAAUGGAUUAAUGCCUCCUAAAAUUUCACUCAUUUGGAAUGCUGUAGAUGACUACCAAAGCAGUUUUCAAUUCACCUACAAUGUCCUCUACUGUUACAAAGCAAAUCCAAACAACAAAUUUUGUUUGGAUCCACCUUUUGGUUACAACACUUCUAAAGAUUGCACUGGUCUGUCUGUCAACUCCAGUUCAAGAAUUGGGAGCAAUGUCUUAGAGUGUAAUGUUACUUCCCUUUUCAAGAGAUUGGUUCCAAGCCUGUUUGAUUUCCAUGCUCCGGUAACCAUUCCUAUAAUCAUCUUCAGUAUAAACAUUGGAAAUAUUCAAAGUGAUGGUUAUAGCACUUUCAAAGCUUGUGAUCCAAGAAUGUUAGUGAAGUGUACAAAACCAGAGAAUGUACGUGUGGAUAACUCAAAAAGGAGGACGCUAUCACUGAUUUGGGAUAGACCCAGGAAUAUGGGGGACUACAAACUUACCUUGAUGUAUAAAAUAUUGCAAACUGCUGAUGGGUCUAAUAACACAAAGUCCACAGAAUUUUGGAGCAGAGAUCGAAAACGUCAGUUUGACAUAAGCUAUGAUAUCACUGGUCUUCACCCAUAUACCAUGUACCACAUCUACAUUGCUUGUUCAGUUAAUUCUGCUCACAACACUGGCAAUCUUGGGGAAUUCAUCGGCCCUUUCUCAGCCAGGACUGCAGAAGAAGAACCAAGCCAUUCACCUACAAUUUAUAAAAACCUGACUUCCACCAUAUUAUAUGGGGAAUACAGGAAUGUGAAUCUUCAAUGGAAGCUUCCUGACAACAAAACUUGGAACGGAAUAAUCACUCGCAUUGUGCUUUGUUACUGGAAGGCAAACGGUAGCGUGCCAAUAGACGCUGGUUGUGUGGUGGUGCUGAGUAAUGUAUCCAUGACAACAGGCAACUUGACUAACUUACACUUGAAUGAGAGUUAUUUCGUAGUUGCACAGAUGUGUACACGUGCAGGUUGUGGUCCUCAGAGUGAUUCCAUUCUUAUCGCCCGACAAGACUUACCAGCUGGAACUCCUGAGCCUCGUGCAAAGACACAAGGAUAUUUCUACAUUAUCAUUGGUGUCGCGUUUGGAGUGCUUCUAAUUUGUAUUGCUUGUGCUUUUCUGGUGGCCUGGUAUUGGUCAAAGAAACUGAGAAAACGUAGAAAGCAAGAGAAAAUGAAACCCUUAAUGGACGUUAUUGGAAAACUGAGUCCUCCUUAUAUGUACGAGAGUGCAAAUGAGCCGUCAAAGAGAGAGGACAGCGGCGAUUAUGAUGAGACUAUAGCACCCCUGCUUAGUGGUGACAACGACUAUGUAAAGAUGAAAGCUUGUCAGCUUGAAUCGCCACUACUGACAAGACCAGAACACGAUCGAGCUGAUCUUCAACGCUCUAGUGAAGUUUGAUAUGGAGCUGAAUGUCAGUUGUUGUAAAGCAGUUGUUUUGGCAGUCCCGCCUUAAGUCAUUACCACCGGGCAACUGCCUCACGUCAAAUGCGGUUUCCUGGGACGAUGGCCUCUCGAAGCCUCAAUUGUAAUAAAAUAAUAAAAUGAAUAAAUCACUUUAUUUAAGUGUCGAAGUGUUUAGCACCACUGUACUAAUGGAGGACACUGAAAGAAGCAAACAAAUAUUGUAAAUUAAACAGAAAUUCCUACACUA